This is a messenger RNA of Cololabis saira (Pacific saury), 2270 nucleotides long. RefSeq names its product actin-related protein 3-like. Lineage: Eukaryota; Metazoa; Chordata; Actinopteri; Beloniformes; Belonidae. Gene Ontology annotation, biological process: Arp2/3 complex-mediated actin nucleation. The coding region runs from base 171 to 1427 and encodes 418 amino acids. The transcript is spliced from 12 exons. Gene Ontology annotation, cellular component: Arp2/3 protein complex; actin cortical patch. Gene Ontology annotation, molecular function: actin filament binding. The record is from RefSeq and is a predicted model, not a curated record.
CUGCAUUCCGCGUCUCCCCGGACCCCGGAAGCGCCGUGACCAGGACCAGCCGCCGCUCCGCUGCUCCCUCCGUGAAGCUGCUCCGAGAAGCUGCUCGGUCCCUCCACCAGCUCCUACACGUCCCUCGGUCCUGCUCUACCCCCCCAGCCAGCAGCGGCCCCGGCGCGGCCAUGGCGGCGCGGCUCCCGGCCUGUGUGGUGGACUGCGGAACCGGGUACACAAAGCUCGGCUAUGCAGGAAACACAGAGCCACAGUUUAUCAUGCCUUCAAGUAUUGCGAUCAAAGAGUCUGCCAAGGUUGGAGACCAGGCGCAGCGCAGGAUGAUGAAGGGAGUUGACGAUCUGGACUUCUUCAUCGGAGACGAAGCCAUCGACAAGCCGUCGUAUUCAACAAAGUGGCCCAUCCGUCACGGGAUCGUGGAGGACUGGGACUUGAUGGAGAGGUUUAUGGAGCAGAUCAUCUUCAAGUACCUGCGGGCAGAGCCUGAAGACCAUUACUUCCUGCUGACGGAGCCUCCCCUCAACACGCCUGAGAACAGAGAGUACACCGCCGAGAUCAUGUUCGAGUCCUUCAAUGUCCCCGGACUCUACAUCGCUGUGCAGGCUGUGCUGGCGCUGGCUGCCUCCUGGACAUCCAGACAGGUGGGGGAGCGAACGCUGACCGGCACCGUGAUCGACAGCGGGGACGGAGUCACGCACGUCAUUCCAGUGGCUGAAGGCUACGUCAUCGGCAGCUGUAUCAAGCACAUCCCCAUCGCCGGGAGAGACAUCACCUACUUCAUCCAGCAGCUGCUGAGGGAGCGGGAGGUGGGGAUCCCUCCGGAGCAGUCGCUGGAGACGGCCAAAGCCGUCAAGGAGCGAUACAGCUACGUCUGCCCUGAUCUGGUCAAAGAGUUCAGCAAGUACGACACAGACGGCUCCAAGUGGAUCAAACAGUACACGGGCAUCAACGCCAUCAGCAAGAAGGAGUUCACCAUCGACGUCGGUUACGAGCGCUUCCUCGGACCCGAGAUCUUCUUCCACCCUGAGUUCGCCAACCCCGACUUCACCCAGCCGAUCUCAGAGGUGGUGGAUGAAGUGAUCCAGAACUGUCCCAUCGACGUCAGGCGUCCGCUGUACAAGAACAUCGUGCUCUCCGGAGGCUCCACCAUGUUCCGGGACUUCGGCCGGCGCAUGCAGAGAGACCUCAAGAGGACCGUGGACGCGCGGCUGAAAAUGAGCGAGGAGCUCAGCGGCGGGAAGUUAAAGCCCAAGCCCAUCGACGUGCAGGUCAUCACUCAUCACAUGCAGCGAUACGCCGUGUGGUUCGGAGGAUCGAUGCUGGCAUCCACUCCCGAGUUCUACCAGGUGUGCCACACCAAGAAAGACUACGAGGAGAUCGGGCCGAGCAUCUGCCGCCACAACCCCGUGUUCGGAGUCAUGUCUUAGGCGCGGCGGAGCUCGCUCAGCAGAGGCCCGACGGGGAACCAAGACACGAGCGGAGGAAGUUACAGCGAGCCUUUGCACGGAUGCUCCGACAGACCCGGACAGAGCCACGGUGGACCAAACUAGCUCCAGAAGAGCAUCCUCGCAAUUUAGAGGAGAGAGGUGACUCGGCCCAAAGCGUCCUGAGACAAAAUGUUUACUGCAAGUAGGUUAAUAAUAGGUGAUAAAUCUUUACUUUCUGCGUGCCUCGUUAAUGUACUUAUGGAUUCUCACAGGGUUGUAAUUAAUCAACGUGUCCUGUAUAAAUGCUCUGUAUAUGGGUUGGGUUUCUUGCUGUAUGUAUGUACUCUUAAAAAAAAAAAAAAAAAGAAAAAAACGCUGGCGGUUGUUUCUAGUGCUUAUAUCAAAAAUACUCUUCAAAUUCCAGUGAUUAAAACUCCAAUUUGAUCAUGAAGCCAUCAAUCGGUGCAAACAUGAGUCGUGCUGACCAUUCCACUUCCCUUUUUGUGAGUUAAAAAAAUAAUAAUAAUAGAAAUAACCCCCCCAUCAGCACUUGGACUUUUCUUAUAAAUAUAAUUUAGCUCAGAUGAUGUUUCUCAGGUUUUCUCCUGCAGCAUUGUGACUGUUACCGCUUUCCUCUGACUUAUAUUUUGUAAUUUGUAUGAAUCACCUCUUGAACAACCCGUCUGGGGAAGAAAAAAGUCGUGUUAAUUAAUAUAUGAACGUGAAUUUGAGUGACUGUUGUCGGACCAUCACUGUUGCCUAGAUCUCAGUAACUCUGGACAGCUUUGUACUGUACGAAAUCUGGAUUUCAAUGCCGGCAUUCCAAUAAAUGCCAAGGACGUA